This is a messenger RNA of Trichoderma virens Gv29-8, 3939 nucleotides long. RefSeq lists its product as uncharacterized. Gene Ontology annotation, cellular component: trans-Golgi network; plasma membrane; endosome. Gene Ontology annotation, molecular function: ATP binding; ATP hydrolysis activity; magnesium ion binding. The coding region runs from base 1 to 3939 and encodes 1312 amino acids. The transcript has 4 exons. NCBI's taxonomy places the organism in Eukaryota, Fungi, Ascomycota, Sordariomycetes, Hypocreales, Hypocreaceae. Gene Ontology annotation, biological process: endocytosis; phospholipid translocation; retrograde vesicle-mediated transport, Golgi to endoplasmic reticulum. The record is from RefSeq and is a predicted model, not a curated record.
AUGCCUCCUUCACCCUCAUACCAGUCGCCCGAGUCUCCCUCCAACGAUUCCGACUCCGAUCUCGAUCUUGACAUCCAAGAGCUCGACCCCAUUUCAACAGAGCCAGCACGAGAGGUGCAACAGAACCACCCAGCAGAAGAACAGAGGGCAUCAAGAAUAGCUCUAAGGAACUUGCGUAUGGGUGGGCUGCGGCGCACAAAGCGAGACAGUGGAUAUGGAGACCUCGGUCGGAAUCGACAAGACUCGAAUGAGCAAGAACAAGAUCUAAUAGAAGACCAUGAUGAGCCUAGCCCCAGGCUCCAUUGGUCUGAAGGAGGUGGAAAUGGGGAGGAUAAUGCGCCCUUGCUGGGCGAACAAGGCUCACAGAGCCGAAGAACACCUACGUCCGGACGUCUAGGUUCCGGCAUACGACUACCUAGCUUCUUGUCGUCAAAGAAGCCCGACGACAGGGAAGCAGAAGACCAGGGAGAGGAUGAUGACCCGUUGUCUUCUCGAAUGGUCGCCGUGGGCUCUAUCCAAUCGUCUCGAUUCCCGACCAAUAUCGUCUCCAACGCCAAGUAUACGGCAUUUACAUUCCUGCCUAUUACGCUCUACAACGAGUUCUCGUUCUUCUUCAACAUGUACUUUUUGUUGGUUGCGCUAUCUCAAGUGAUACCAGCCCUUCGAAUCGGUUACUUAUCCACAUAUAUUGCUCCACUGGCCUUUGUCCUUUGCAUUACCAUGGGAAAAGAAGCAUAUGACGAUAUUGAUAGACGACGAAGGGAUAACGAAGCAAACUCGGAAGAAUACCGUGUACUACAGUUUACGGAGCCUGGAAGCUUCGCAAAGAGCUCUAGGCCACGCAAGCCAUUAAAAUCAGAGACGGUCGGACGCAAGCCCCGGAAAGCGCAAGCCGGCCGUCAUGACCUUACGGAUAUCCAAGAGGAUGGAGAGCAGCCCACCUCGGUUGUUCAGGAAAUCAGCCGCAAAUCAAAGGAUCUGCGCGUGGGUGACGUUCUCAAGCUUACCAAAGGCCAGAGAGUGCCGGCCGAUGUGGUAAUUCUACAGUGUCACUCCACAGAGGGGACUACAGUCGACUCCUCGGCUGAUGAGCCUCCUGAAGAGGAGGAAGAGGAGACGUUGCUCGCAUUCGAUGAGGGAGAGUCUAGCUCUAGUGCCAAAGGCAAGGCGCCCGAGACGCCGGCAUCUCAAGAGAACGAAGCGAGCAGCGGCCCUUCUGGGGAAACAUUCAUCAGGACGGACCAGCUGGACGGAGAGACUGACUGGAAACUGAGGCUGGCGUCUCCGCUAACCCAAGGCAUCGCUCUGGAAGACUUUGUCCGUCUUCGUAUCACGGCUGGCAAACCUGACAAGAAAGUCAACGAGUUCGUGGGAACAGUCGAGUUGAUGCCUACUAGACAAGCCGCAACCAGCCAGCAGGCCAUGUCGGACGGUGAGAUGAGCAGCGAUUCCAGAUCGGCUGCGCUGUCUAUCGACAAUACCGCUUGGGCCAAUACCGUGAUUGCCUCUCAGGGAACUACUUUUGCAGUGAUACUCUACACCGGCCCGCAAACCCGAUCCGCACUGUCCACCUCUCCGUCUCGCUCAAAAACUGGCCUCCUGGAAUAUGAGAUUAACUCCUUGACCAAGAUUCUCUGUGCUCUGACGCUGGCCCUAUCCGUCAUUCUCGUCGCUCUAGAAGGCUUCGAGAAGAGUGGCGAAAAUGCCUGGUACAUCAAGAUCAUGCGAUUCCUUGUCUUGUUUUCGACCAUUGUGCCAAUUAGUCUGCGAGUAAACUUAGAUCUAGGCAAGAGCGCGUUUUCACGAUUCAUCCAACGAGAUCCAGGUAUCCCGGGGGCGGUUGUGCGCACGAGCACCAUUCCAGAGGAUCUAGGGCGCAUCGAGUACCUGCUGAGCGACAAGACCGGCACACUGACCCAGAAUGACAUGGAGAUGAAGAAGAUUCACGUGGGCACCGUUUCGUACGCCAAUGAAGCUAUGGAUGAAGUCACCUCCUAUGUUCGCCAGGCCUUUUACGUCCAGCCCACCACUGACCCUUCAUCGCACGGCACACUCAUUACUCCUUCUUCUGCCAUGUCCAACACCGUCAACAUAGGGGCCACUCGCACACGACGAGAAAUCGGCUCCCGCGUGCGAGAUGUUGUGCUCGCUCUGGCGCUCUGCCACAAUGUGACACCAACAUCAGAAAUUGAAGACGGCAAGGAGGUUACCUCGUACCAAGCAUCUUCUCCAGAUGAGAUUGCCAUUGUGAGGUGGACCGAAUCCGUAGGUCUGAAGCUAUCGUACCGUGACCGCAAAGGGAUGGUUUUGGAGUCCACCGAGACCGGAAAGCCUGUUGUCAAGGUGCGGAUCCUCGAUGUCUUCCCAUUUACAUCGGAAGGCAAGCGCAUGGGAAUCGUGGUCCAAUUUCUCGACAAUAUGCAUGCCAACCCUGGUCUCGGUAACGGCGAAAUUUGGUUUUAUCAAAAGGGUGCAGACACUGUCAUGAGCUCGAUUGUAGCGGCAAACGACUGGCUCGAUGAGGAAACAGCCAACAUGGCGCGUGAAGGCCUGAGAACUCUUGUCGUGGGACGGAAGAAGCUUUCGCAUCAACAGUAUCAGGAAUUUGCCUCUCAAUAUCACGAGGCCUCAAUUUCCAUCACGGGACGAGACGCCGGGAUGCAGCGAGUUGUCUCACGCUACCUCGAGAGCGACCUAGAGCUGCUAGGUGUGACGGGCGUGGAGGAUAAGCUUCAGAAAGACGUCAAGCCCUCACUGGAACUGCUGCGAAACGCCGGGAUCAAGAUCUGGAUGCUGACGGGUGACAAGGUUGAGACGGCAAGGUGUGUUGCCAUCAGCUCCAAGCUGGUUGCGCGAGGCCAAUACAUUUACACCGUCGCAAAGCUCAACAGGAAGGACAAUGCUCAGGAGCAUCUAGACUUUCUCCGGAGCAAAACCGACGCCUGCCUACUGAUCGACGGAGAGAGCCUGGCGCUCUUCCUGACGCACUUCCGUAUCGAAUUCAUCUCUAUUGCCGUUCUCUUGCCUACGGUGGUGGCCUGUCGGUGCUCGCCGACUCAAAAGGCCGAGGUUGCGAAGCUCAUUCGCGAAUAUACAAAGAAGCGAGUGUGCUGCAUUGGUGAUGGUGGCAAUGACGUUUCCAUGAUCCAGGCCGCCGAUGUGGGAGUCGGAAUCGUCGGCAAGGAGGGUCGCCAGGCCAGUUUGGCAGCAGACUUUUCGAUUGAGCAAUUUUGUCACCUGGUUAAGCUGUUGGUGUGGCACGGGCGGAAUAGCUACAAGCGCAGUGCCAAGUUGGCUCAGUUUGUUAUUCAUCGUGGACUCAUCAUUGCCGUCUGUCAAACGAUGUAUAGUAUAGCUCUGAAGUUUGAGCCUGAAGGCUUGUACAAGAACUGGCUCAUGGUUGGCUAUGCCACUGUCUACACUGCAGCGCCCGUCCUGUCCCUGGUGCUAGACAAGGACGUAGACGAGGACCUGGCAAACCUCUAUCCCGAGCUUUACAAAGAACUCACAUCGGGUCGAUCUCUGUCCUACCGCACAUUCUUCGUCUGGGUUCUUGUGUCCAUCUACCAGGGCGGCAUGAUCCAGGGCCUUUCGCAGCUUCUCCUCGAGGUAGACGGCAAGAGGAUGGUUUCGGUCAGUUAUACGGUGCUGGUGCUCAACGAGCUUCUCAUGGUAGCCAUCGAGAUCACAACGUGGCAUCCCCUGAUGAUUAUGAGCAUUGUGGGAACAUUCAUCUUUUACAUUGGAUCGAUGCCGUUCCUUGGUGACUACUUUGACCUCGCAUUUUUAAUUACUUGGGGAUUCGUCUGGCGUGUUUUGGCCAUUGGAUCCAUCUCUCUAAUCCCGCCGUAUGCGGGCAAGCUAAUAAGUAGGACGAUGAAGCCACCAUCAUAUAGAAAGGUGCAGAAUAGGCUCAGGAAAGACGGGAGGAUUCAAUAA